This is a messenger RNA of Chrysemys picta bellii (western painted turtle), 2350 nucleotides long. Lineage: Eukaryota; Metazoa; Chordata; Testudines; Emydidae. The record is from RefSeq and is a predicted model, not a curated record.
CGAAUGUGGGAGUAUAUAGGAAAUAAUUAUAAUCCCUUCUCCUCACAACUAGAAACAGCAGAGGAGCUGCCUGGCUGCAGCAGAGGAGUUUGAGUAGCGAUAGAGAGAAAAGGUGUGUGCAACAGAGAGAGAAAGAGAUGGAAUGAAAAGAAGCCAAGAUCGCUUAAAGCCAGCUAACUGAAAGCAGAGUCCCUGGAAGCGGAGUAUGACUAUUGUCUAACACAGGAUCCGACUUUCACAAUAUACUUUUGUCGAAGAAUCUAUUUUGUGAUUUCUCAUUCCAGACUUCCAUUGGUUUAACAAGAGCUACACCAGACAGUGAUCACCAAUGGCUGCAGGCCUGGAGAAAGCUUGUCACCGGUGCAUAUCUAAAAUUGCCAGUAACGGCAGUGGUGAUCGUUACCCUCAGGAGUGAGUUAUCACCUACAAAGGCACAGAGAGCACAGCUGCUGCUGGCAUCCCAAAGCCACUCAGGCUGGAUGCUGCUAGCCUGGGUACUGAAAUGGAGCCAGCUAAAGUUAUCGCUGACUGGCAUGGGACAGAGUCCUACCUCAGAAGAAGAAAUAAGGCAGCCAUCCCUAGAAAUCUUCAGGAGAGGAUUGCAGAGUUCUUCCAUGAAAGUUUCAUUGAGAUCUCUCAGGAGGAUUCAAGGGACAUCCCUGUGUACCUAAACAAACUGCUCUACAUGGCUCCCUGCAUGCUUUAUUUUUGGGCUUCUUGCUUUCCUUGCUUUACCACUGUCCAUGGCUUUUACAGGAAUGAAGUUUUUGGAAGACUGCCCACUUCAACCACUAAUUCCCUUAUAUCUGUUGGUGGGUGGUGUUGUCGGCAGUGUAAAGGUGACUCUUCUGCUUUAUGACUCCACCAGGAUGCGGCAACUGCUUUCCAAAUCUGUCGUGAUUGAUGAUGACGACGACGAUGAAUAUCCAUGGCGGCAGAAUGCUCACAAAUACUACAUCCAUCUUACGCUCAGCCUCUUCCUCUUUAUCUGGUUCAUACUUGGGAACUAUUGGGUGUUUUCUGUCUAUCUGCCAAAUUUCAUUCCACCUUUCCACCAGCCCCAGGAUUAUUGUGAUAAAACCCUGUACAUUUUUGCUGUUGGAGUUCUUAUCAUUAGUCAUACUGUGCUGUUUUUGCUUAUCUUUUGUAGCUUCUGUAUAUAUUGUUUUUCUAAGCGAAGAUAUGCUGCAGAAGAGGAUUAAAAGCCAUAGAAACUAAACCACAGCUGUUAGGUAAAGGGUGUCCAAUGAAAAACAAAAGGCAAUAAUUUACCAGUGUGUGUGUAUAUAGAUAGAUAUAUAUAUAUAUAAUAACAGCCAACUAUACUGAGGAAAUUGUGCAAGCCAGUGCCAUCUGGCUCUUUUAAUAUAAUACAUCAUAGUAAUGUAAAAUUGCUGCUAUAGAUGGCAAGCUGCUCUCCCGCUAACUUUUACAUCCAUUUUGUUAGGGGUUUCAUUUGAAGCGUUGAAAUCUGCAGCUGAGAACUGCAGACAGCAACCCCCUCUCAAACCUUAUUCUUAGACCCUUAGGAAUUCUGUUUCAGCGUAAUACAUUUUCCUCUCAAUUUGUAUAGGUAGUAUGUGGUCUAUCACCAUGGUAUCUGAGCACCUCCAUAUCCAUUAGCCUUUUGAGGAUGUAUCAUUGUCCCUAUAUUACAGAUUGGGGGAGGGAUAGCUCAGUGGUUUGAGCAUUGGCCUGCUAAACCCAGGGUUGUGAGUUUAAUCCUUGAAGGUGGCAUUUAGGAAUCUGGGGAUUGGUCCUGCUUUGAGCAGGGGGUUGGACUAGAUGAUAUCCUGAGGUCCCUUCCAACCCUGAUAUUCUAUGAUUUUAUGGGGAACUGAGGCACAGAGAGAUUCAGUGAUGUAGCCAAGGUCAGUCAGGAACUGAACCUAAAUCUUUUGACUAUCAGCCCAGUGCCUCAACCACAAGAUCAUUCUUCCCUUCUGGGAAAAAAAGGGAAAGCAAAGUUUACAUGGGGCAACUUUACUUUCUCUCUCUAUUUGUACAAUAUAAUUUAAUAGCAUCUAGGUAGAACAAAGAGUGCUUUAAAGCCCCCCUGAUGAAGUCCACAGGGAAAUUGACUAUUUUCAUAUUUUUGGUAUGUGACAACUUCAGAAUGAGGUGGGGCAUGAUAUUAGUAUUACAGAUGAACGUGUUUACUUUGGCAGUGCAUUGGUUGUGAUUUCAGGGGGUCCUUUUGAUUUGUUCCCCUUAAUGAUGUACAUGUGUAAAUCUAUACUUAGUGGAUGGAUGUGAUGACAGCAGAAGUAUCCGCUUUAGAAGCACCAGCAUGCAUGGAGGCAAUUGUCCUGUGGUGUAUAAUGAAACUAACUUAUUAUUGGUCCUGGUA